AUGUCCCAAUCAUCGGAUUCGUCUGAGUCUAUGAUUCCCCCUCCGAUGCUGAAUGAGACAGAGUUGGUGGUGAGUAACUUCAGAGACAAAGUGAUAGGACGCUUGUCGCUGUCACUUCAGAGAGGAGACUCCGUCGAGAAGAUAAAGGAGGUUUUUAGCCCCGCAAUAUACUCGGAAUGGAAGGAGCUCCCGAACUUUGUGUUCAGAAUCAUGCUGUUCCCAGUGUGUCCACACACUGAGGAUGCAUCAAGUCUGAGCCAACUGAAGAUAAGCGCAUACAUUGAGGCGAAGAAGAGGCCAGAUUGGCCUGAGAACUGGAUUUGCUACGGGACCCGCUUCACGAUAAUUGUAAUUAACGUAUCGGAACCACACGCCUCAAUUUUUAAGCGAGAUAGCUUCAACUUCUCGAGAACUGAAACUGACCGAGGCUGGCAAGGCAUUAUUUCCCAUUCACAGAUCCUCGAGAAUGGAUUCCUGAACAGGAACGGAGACCUGAUUCUGAGGGCUGGAGUUUAUCCCACAGGCCCUGAAAUCGACCGUUCAGCACGUGAUCCCAACUAUAAUUGCAGGUUAGCAACAGGUUUCGUAGGCCUUCAGAACCAUGGAGCCACCUGCUACAUGAACGCACUGUUACAGAGUUUAUAUAGUAUCACGAAGUUUAGGAAAUCAGUCUACAGCCUCAACUUUGAUCUCAACAAUUUAAUCGGACAAAAAUCUUUUAAAAUUAUCCAAAAAUAUACAAAUAAUUUACAAAACAAAGAUGAGGAGAAAAUGGAGUUGGAUAAUCCAUAUCCCGAGAGUAAUUUACCAACAAGUAGACCAUCAGAUGAUCCAUAUAGUAUUGGAUUGGAUAUGGAUUGGGAUGAGGUAUUGGAUGAGUUGGAGGAAAAGGAUUAUUGUAAUUUAUUAUUAGAGGAGGAGGUUGAGAAGAGGAAGGCUCCAUCAUUGAGUUUGGCUUUACAGAAUUUGUUUUACCUGUUAAACUACUCUGAGACCCCCCCUGCUUGUAAGGAGUUGAUGAAAUCAUUUGGUUGGGACAGCUCAGACAUGUUCACUCAGCAGGACAGUCACGAGCUUCUAAAACUUCUGCUAGACAAGAUGGAAGAGCAGAUGAAGGGUACCCCAGUGGAGGGUAGUGUCAAGAACAUCUUCGAGGGUGAAAUGGAGACAUACAUUGAGUGUAUUGACAUUGAAUACAAGUCAUGUCGUAGAGAAACCUUUGAGGAUAUCCAACUUGACGUCCAAGGCUGUGACAACAUCUACGAGUCACUUGACAAGCUCACAGCUCCGGAACUCCUCGCAGGUGAGAACAUGUACGAAGCUAAAGGACAUGGAAAACAAAGAGCCAACAAAGGUAUCCGCUUCCUCAAGUUCCCUCCAGUCGUUAUAUUUCUUCUCAAGAGAUUUACGUUUGAUUUGAGUAAAAUGGACACCGUAAAAUUGAAUAACCGUUUCGAGUUUUAUAAAGAAAUUUCAUUAUCACAAUAUAUACAAAAUGAUACUAACAAAAUUGUAGAUGGAGAUUAUGUAUUACAAGCAGUAUCAGUACAUCAUGGAUCAAUAAAUAGUGGACAUUAUUAUGCUUUUGCAAAGAAUGAAGAUAGUUGGUUUCGAUUUGAUGAUGAGAUUGUGACCCGAGUAUCAGAAUACGCAGCUAUAAAUGAUAAUUUUGGAGGUGAAGAUCAGGAGUGUUAUAAUUAUUUGACAACAAACCCAAAUAACCCGAGCAUAUACAGUAAUCAUAUGAACCGUUACAGAAGAAGUAAAGUAUACAACGCCUACAUCUUAAUUUAUGUUCUUAAGAGUAAGAAGGAUGAGAUUCUAGGAGAGGUAGACAUGUUAAAAGAGAACUACCAAAUGCUCAAGCGUUAUAGAAUACAAAGAUUAUUACAUAGUUUGCGUUCGAAAACAAGAGAACGAUUAAAUAGCUUUGUUAAGGUUAAAGUUUUCACACCAGAAGAGUUUGAAGGAAACACACUCCUGAACCAACACUUCAAUACAUGGCCUAACAAGCUUGUAUUAAAACACGAUAAAUCCAACUCAAUAUCAGAACUGAUCUCCCAAAUCACCGACGAUUUGGACAUCGAAGAAGAUUCUUAUGUAAAUUAUUAUGUCCUAGGGUUAAAUAAGCAGUUUAACAAAUUCCUGAGUAUAAGUGACUUGAAAAAUAAGCACAAAAUCCCUGUCGAGACCAUUUCUGACCUGGUACAGCUAUUACGGAGAGAAUAUUACCAGCAGUUUGACCCGACACUAUAUUUGCUCAAGACUACUUCAGCUCCUACAGUUGAUUCUCAAGAUACAAUUCCAAAGAAUACUAAUGGUCUUUUCGUUCCAUCAAUUAACAUUAGUUCUACCAGUUUGAUGCAACGUUCAGCAUCUCUUUUAGGAUCUGCAGGUCUUCUAAAGUCAGUAGCAGCUGAGAAAACCUUUCUAAUUAUCAAAUACUAUGACAUUUUUACCAAGGACCAUGAAAAUAAUCUCAAAUGUCUUAAAAUGGUAUAUAUAAAUCCACAGAGAAAUGUAUCACAGCUUGUUCCACUAGUGGUAGAACAGCUUAUUAACUUCAUGUCAAAUAACUUGGUAACACCAUAUAGAUUAAAGGAUCUUAAUAAGUUAUUGGAGAAUAUUAGGUCUGGCAGGGUAUCUGAAGAUAAUUUAGUAAAUACAUCAUUUGAGAGUAUUCCAGCUGAAACAAUACCCAAAUCUGAUACUGACACAAAUGGUUUCAAUUCUGAUACAAAUACCAUAACAGAUGUAGAAUUAAAUCUUAAUACUAAUGAUACAAUAGAUGGUGAUGAAGAUAGAAGAAUAAAUAUGUUAAUGAGAAAUGAAUCAUUACAUUUAUGUUGGUUUAUUGAGAUUGAUAAUAAUUUUUCGAAUUUGGCAUUAGGUAAGAAAUUGGAAGAUCAAUUAACAAAUGGAGAUGUGCUGGUAUGUAAUUUUAGACCAACAGAUGAAAUGCGUCAAGAAAUUGAACAAGUAGAAAAAAAGACAAAUCAGAAAGAGGAUUUUGAAACAACAAAACCAUCAUUUAAAUCAGAAAAUACAAACCAUUUUAUAAUAUCAAGUUCAGAAAUAUAUUUAAAGAGUAUGGGUUUAGAACCAGAUGAAUCAUUAAAACAGUAUCGAAAUCUACAACAAAAAUGGUCAUUAGAACAAGAAAAUAAAUUAAAACUACACCAACUAUACAAUUUUAGUAUCUAUGAUUAUCCAAGCUUUAUACAAUGGAAACUUAACAAUAUUCAAGUUACAUUUAAAUUAUAUGAUCCAUUACAAUUACUUUCCACUUGGAAAAAUUGUUCAAAUUCCAUUAUACACACUGAUAGUACGAAUGGAGUUGUUACUAAUGGUAAUACUGGUACUGGUACUGUUACUACCACUGGUACUAAGGAUAGUACAGUUGUACCGGGUACUGUAGGUACUACUAGUACUAAGGAUACUCCCACUGCUACUGUUACUACGGAUAAUGUGGAUGAUGUAGAGAAUAUAAAGAGUAUUGAAUUGGUAGUAGAUUUAAGAAUGCCAUGUAAACAUAUAUUAAGAUAUGUAAGUUGGUUAUUAGGUGUGGAUCCAUGUCACGUCUUAAUAUUCAAUGGAAAUCCACAGAAUUUCGAGACUAUAGGUUCACACUUGUAUUCAUUAGAUGAUUUCUCUAAUAGGGAUAACUCACUUGGAUAUACUCAGAAACCUUUAAUACAUUUAUUUACUAUUCAAGGGAACUUGGUUAUGCCAAAUAAUCUAAACCUAUACCAUAACCCUGCAAGUGCAAGACUAUCUCAAAGAUUAUCACAAUCAUUAGAUCCAAAUCUCACAGGAGAUAAUACAAAUUCUAAUCUAGAUACUGGUAAUAAUACAGGUGAUCCCACUAGUCAUAGUACUGAAGAUAAUGCGAAUACCCACACUAAUGUCGAUACUGCAGAUCCUGUAGAUACUAUAGAUCCUAAUGUUGAUUUAGUUGAUCAAAAUGAUUUGGAAGAUAUUAGAAAUGAUUAUGAUGAGUUGGAGGAUCUUAGAAGUGAAUAUGAUGAUGAAGGUAUGGGUAGGAGAACAGGGAGAUACAAUUUGAGGCUUUUGAAUUCCUUUAGACGUCAAACUCAUGAAGAGAAUGUGAUUCAUAUGGGAGUCCUGUUUGAACCCUAUUACAACUGGAACUACAAAUUCAAUGAUGAGAUGAUAAAUAUUGUGGGACAAAUAUUCAAUGAGAAGGCACAGAUCAUUUCAGCUCUAAUGUGUAAAGUUCCAACCAAUUUCACAGUUGGUCAGCUAUGCAACUUUGUCUCAAACAACUAUGAGUCUUUAAAUUCUAGUAAUAAAAGAGUAAAACAGACUAGAACUGAUUCUACUGAUCCGGCCCUAUUACUGGUGGAUGUUAUCACUAGUUUAUAUACUAUUGUGGAUUUGGACACUAAAGUUUUGGAAUUACCACAAUAUUCUAAUACUAGUAUUCGUAACCUUUUUUCUGCUCCUUUAAGGUUCGUACCAAACUGGACUCCUGAACAACAUGAGCUCAUUCAUCAGAAGAAACUCUGUCCUCUAACAGUGUUCCAUCAGACUUCUGAUCACGAGUACUUUGGACAUCCAUUCCAAGUUCUCGUACCUCCUACUUGGAACUUUCUACAAAUUAAAACUCACAUCAAGAAUACUCUGGACGUGCCCAAGAAGCUCUGGGAUCGCUGGACUUUCUAUCAAGUCACCGACUCCCAUGCGAGGACUUGGAAAUCUAAUGAUGACCUUCUCGACUGGGACAACUCCAACAUUAAACUGCUUGCGGAGCACCCUAAACCCUAUGAAAAAUCCAAAAAUUUUGGAAUCAUGAAAAUCACUUAA
This is a messenger RNA of Theileria annulata, 4827 nucleotides long. RefSeq names its product ubiquitin carboxyl-terminal hydrolase, putative. The record is from RefSeq and is a predicted model, not a curated record. Bases 1 to 4827 code for a protein of 1608 amino acids. Gene Ontology annotation, cellular component: cytosol; nucleus. The transcript has 3 exons. NCBI's taxonomy places the organism in Eukaryota, Apicomplexa, Aconoidasida, Piroplasmida, Theileriidae. Gene Ontology annotation, molecular function: cysteine-type deubiquitinase activity; protein binding; cysteine-type endopeptidase activity. Gene Ontology annotation, biological process: protein deubiquitination; regulation of protein stability.